Molecule: messenger RNA, 21475 nt
Organism: Paramuricea clavata
Lineage: Eukaryota; Metazoa; Cnidaria; Anthozoa; Malacalcyonacea; Plexauridae
Source: the annotation of a GenBank genome assembly
GUUACCAUUGCCUGAAAUGCCCUCGAAUGUACUUCAACCACGAGUAGUUAUUCCACCUCCUGUCAGAUCAAAGAUAUUGGCAGACCUUCAUGAAGCUCACCCCGGGGUGUCGCGUAUAAAAGUCCUGGCUCGAAGCUACGUGUGGUGGCCUAGCCUUGAAGCGAACAUUGAGCAACAGGCAGGGGCGUCGUGGGUCCCAUGUUGUUUUUUUUUUGGGGGGGGGCAAGGGCAGUAUUUUUCCGACAAACUCAAUUGGAAAAAAAUUUUCCGGACAAGGACAUUUUAAUUUAUCUCCCCCCCCCCCGUCGACAACUUUUUUGGUAAAAACUUUUUCCGGACAAGAACGUUACAAUUGCUUUCGUAGCACUUUUUCCGAACUAGCAGUCGGUGGGCCUGCGUAUAUGCAGGUAUGCUUGACCACGAAGAUUCCAACAACAUUACCAAUUUUCCGACGGGUCUCAACAAGGGGGGGGGGGGGCAUGGACCCCCUGCCACGGCGCCAUUGGCAACAGGUCAAAGGAUGUGACCAGUGUCAGCUCCACCAGUCCGCUCCAGCAGCUGCACCCCUACACCAUUGGGAAUGGUCUGGCCACCCCUGGAGCAGACUGCAUAUUGAUUAUGCAGGUCGCUAUCAUGGUGAAAUGUUUACGAUGGUCAUACAGUAGAUGCCUUCUCUAAAUGGCUAGAGGUUCAUUUAAUGAAAAAAUGUCACACAUCGACUGCCACCAUUGAGAAAUUAAGAGAGAUCUUCGCAACCCAUGGCUUGCCAGCAACUGUCGUAAAUGAUAAUGGUACCAAUUUCACAAGCAAUGAAUUCCAGGAAUUCAUGAAACGUAACGGAAUCAAACACAUCAGAGUGUCACCUUACCAUCCGGCAUCCAACGAGGGAACGAUGAAAGAGGCAACUAUCAGAAUGAGAUUGUCAAGAUUCCUUUUCAAUUAGCGCAUAAUACCACACACAACAACUGGAGUGGCACCUGCAGAGCUGUUGAUGAAAAGACGACUUCGAACACACCUGGAUCUGGUAUAACCGAGAGUGGAGGAGCAUGUAAGUGAUAAGCAAUUUCGGCAAAAACUGGCACAUGAUCAGCAUGCCAAAGAAAGAGCAUUUAAAGCUGGGGAUCAGGUAUUUGUAAGAGAUUUUCGGAAACCUAAGGCAUGGCUGUCUGGACUAUCGUUAAAAAAACUGGACCUGUGUCAGCUGAGAUACGGUUAGAAGAUGGACAAACCACCCGACGACAUUUCGACCAUAUUCGAAUACGCACAACCGCAACUGAGGAACGUAGAGCAGAGGUCGUGAAUGAUAUCUUACCACCAAGUGGGGAUAUACCACUCCCUGAACAACCUGAAGUGGUCCAUCCAGCUGAGGACAGACCCCGUGCUAGACGACAACCAGUCAGGGAGCGCCGUAUUCCGCAACACUUGUAUGACUAUGAACUAAGGAACUAGUCAAAAUGGCACUUUGAAACAUUACUAACAUACUGUUACAUACUCUUAUUAGUUUACAUUCUGUUAUUGUUACGAACAUGUUUAGAACUUAUUGGGGAGGAAUGUAGUAAUUUGUCCCCCCUGGAUUAGCCUGCGAACAGCCAUCCGAACGUUGUUCUUGUUGUUAGCCAGCGACUCGGGAAUUUAUUACAGACAAUACCUUAUUAUCUAUCUAUUGAUCUAUCUAUUUAUAUACCUGGUCACUAUAUCUAUCACUGACUCAUUUGAAAUUUUUCCACUCAUCUGCAUAAUAUUCCAUUAAAAAGGACUAUCACCAGCGCUAAAAUUUUAUUUGGAUUAAUUUCCAUAUUAUUUAACAAAUAACCAAACCUCAUUUUCUCUUCAGGAAACUGCAUGUUUACUAAUCAAUCUUUUAGUUUCACAGUUUCAUUAAAAGACUAUUUUAAACUAAAGUUGUAAGAAAUCUUCCCUUCCUGUUUUACUGAGUUAAGCAAUCUUACUGGCAAUUAAUUUUACCUGUUCGCGAUUCUCACACAACUCCAUUCCAAUUCCUCCGCCACCAUUUGGUGACUUGAGUACAACAGGGUAACCAAUGACGUCCCCCAACGACAAAGCUUCCUGCGUGUUUGUAAUCACAUCAGACGAGGGUGCUGUUGGGAGAUGGACAUUCUUUGCCACUUGCCUCGCCGCGAUCUUGCACCCAAGAAGAAGCAUAUUUUCUGCAGUAGGUCCAACAAAUUGAAUACCCGCUUCUCUACAUUUCUGCGGAAAGGCCGGAUUUUCAGCUUGAAAGCCGUACCCAGGAUGAAUGGCAUCGCAAUAGGUCUGCUUCGCCAGACGGAUGAUCUCUUCGAUGUCCGUAUACGAAGCCAAAGGGUGCUUUUCUUUUGACUGUGUAACGUGAAGAGAUUGAUAAUCAUCUUCAGUGUAGACUGUUACGUAGUCAAUACCCAUCUUUUUGCAGGUUUUUAUUAUUCUACACGCACACACUCCUCGGUUUGCUACCAGAAUCUUUUUCACGCUAACCAUUCUUCCACUCAUCAAUGGAUAAAAGCUGAAUACAGAAAACAUGUAAUUAUAUGGAUGCUGAUAGAUUUUUGAGUUGAAAGAUUUAAGGUAUUAAUAAAAAGUCGCACUCAGUGGAAAAAAUUUUGAAAAUCCAUAGAAGGUCAUAGAAUGGAAAUUUUAUGGACCUUUAUUGGAAAUAGAAUGGAUUUUGGUUAUCUAUAAUAAUUGUAUAUUUCCAUAGUAUGAAUAUAGUAUGGAAAUAGUAUGGAUACACUAUGGAUUUAGUGGUGCAAUUGCAAAUUUCGUAGUAUGGAUUUCACUUUUUUUCCCAGUGACUUGUAUUUGGUGAAAUAUUUCUAAUUGCUUAGUUUUUUUAAAAUAACUCGAUUUUCUUGCGUUCUGGGCAAUGUUUGAUAUGCAGAAAUACAAGAACUAGCUAUGCCUAUAUAGUAUAGUAUAGGUUAAUUUGUUCAAAAACGUAACAACAAUCUUGCAAGGCAAAGACUCGGCCCUGGUGGAGUUGCAAACGAAUUUAGGUAAAAGCCAGUUGUACAAGUUCAGAGUCCAUCGAAGUUACGCGAGCAAAUUCCGAAGGCAACUGCAGAUGAAGAUAUCACUGGCACUCUGGAUGGCGUUGAAUCUGAUCACUUAUUGUAAGUUCUUUGCGUAGCAAUAGGGUAGAAUGAUUUCUUAAAGCUUACGGGGGUUUUACUUGAGUAGCCUGAGGGAUUUGAACUUCGUCUUUGACGAAGAUAGAGAAUAGAUGAACAGACGUAUAGAUUUCUUUAAUUCGAUGUAUCGAUAGUGUUCAAAUAUAGCAAUAAUCAAUCACCAAUCAAACGAGUUCGAACUAUAAGGAAAAAUAGUGACUAAAUAAAUACCAUGCAAUAGUUAUACUAAUAUACUAAAUCAACUUGACUACGCUAAAUUGCUGUCUAAAUAUGCGCAUGCUUUCUAAAACUAAUUAAGCAAACAAAACAAAUAUAUAAAUCCUACUUUGGUGUCCUCUUGUUCCUCAAGUAGCGUCCAGUAAUCGUUUCUUGUUUUCUUCGUUAGCGUGAAUAAUUAGCUUUCUCACGCCACCAUUUUUGGGUUGGGGUAUUUCUGCGAGAUAAGGCCACAUAACAGCGACUUUUUAUAAUUUUUUGGACAAAUUAUGGUAAGUUUGUUUUGUAAAUGUAAAAUGGCUAGUUUAUUUUGAAAAAUUGCUUUUCACAUUGUUUUAAUUGCCUGCAUUUGUUAACGAGAAUUGGAUGCCACCCAAAAAUGGCGGAUAUUCGUCAUCGUGAGAAAGGCUAAUUGAUCCUUACAGAUCGGUCGUACUGUUCAAUCUGAUCUAUCACGCAAGCCCCCUUUGCAUGUGACGUAACAAAUACAUGCCCAGAGGCUUGAGUGACGUUUCAAACUAACAUUCCGGCCCCUUAAAGGCGUACAGUAUACUAGUGCCUUUAUAAAUUAAUAACAAACUGUUUGAAACAAAACUCAUGCAUAACAUAAUAUAGCGUCAUAUUAAUGCGUAAAUGUUAUCUUAUACUCAUCUUGUCUUCGUUGUUCACUUCGAACAUGUCCUUCAUUUCCUUCACGAUGAACUUCGAUCACACGAGCCAACGGCCACGAACUACGCGGUGUAUUCUCUUGAAGUAGAAGCCGACGUCGCCGACUUCUACGUUCAUUCUCGGUUGAUUACACUUUUGUCGUUCUUCCAAUAUCGGAAGAUACUCCUUCAGCCAUCUCCGCCAGAACACGUCUGCCAUAUACUGUACUUGUCGCCAUCUGCGCCGCGUGUACAAAUCUUCCUUCACGGGUAGAAGUGGGGAACCUGCACGUGAUAGCAGCAGGUGGUUUGGGGUUUCAGAGUCUGUUCAUGAAUCAGCGCUCUCAUCACCUUCCGAUCCUCACCGUACGGAUGCAUCGCUCCCAAACGCCGCCGUGAUGAGAUGCAGUGGGUGGGUUAAAAAUCCACUUGAUAUUCUUCAGUAAUAGAACUUGAUGUAUCUUAUGUUGGUUCCAUUCUUGGUCUUUUGCACGAUGUUGAGGAUGAACCUUUCAGCGUUCUCCACUUCGUCAAGCUUUAACGGUGCCGGCUUUUCUUUUGACAUAUUGAUCGUUUCGCCGCUCUUUCGCUUUCGUACGGUUUCCCGAAGUUGUUUCACGUAGCGGAUUGCCCAUGCAAUUGAUUUCCUGAGCUGUUGCCAGGAAGAGAAUUUAUCGAAUCGGGAACACAUAUCCACAUAUCGUUGGCAGGUUCAUCGAUCAUCAUCAGAUGAGACGCUGGUAUAGAUGUCGUUAAAGUUGUUGUGGCGUUUCUUCUUACUUCUGGAUCGCAUUCAGGAAUAUCAGACUUCAUUUCUUCUUGGUUUAAUUUGGCCAGUGCUCGCGAGACUUCCAGAAGAAGUCCGGUCCUUUCAACCAACGUUCUUCCUCCAAUAAUUCCCUUGCUGUUAAUUCUCGAGAAGCGUCAUCUGCCGGAUUUGAACUGGUAUUUACAUAUUUCCAUUGAGACAAUUCAGUCGCAUCUUGAAUCUUUGACACUCUAUUGGCUACGAAGGUUUGGAAUCUUGUGCUCUCGUUGCCAAUGUAUUUCAAAACGCAGGUGCUGUCCGUCCAGAAUACAGAUUCAUCAACUUUCAUGUCGAGCUCUCCUUUCAUCAUCUUAUUGAGCCUUGCAGCAACUACGGCCGCAGACAGUUCCAAUCUGGGGAUCGUUAUAGCUUUCAACGGUGCUAAUCGAGACUUGCCAAUCAAGAAACAACAAUGGAUGUCUCCUCGUUGGUUGAAUAUUCUUUCUGGGAAGCAUCAGAGAAUCAAUGUAUGCAGCUCGCAUGAAGUGAUCUCACCGAAAUCAGCAGGUUUGAAACAACGGUCGAUAACGAUUCUUUCGAGUUUGGAUAGCAUGCUUAGCCAAUAUAUUCUGCCAUCGAUGGAGUGCAUCUUCAGAAAUUUGCUCGUCCCAUCCUAACUUGCUCCGACAAAGGUCUUGUAAUAUGGUUUUAGACAAAAGGACAAAUGGUGAAACAAAUCCGAGGGGAUCGUAGAUCCAACUCACCACGGAGUGAAUGCCUCGUCUGGUUGCUGGUGGAUCCUUGAUGGUUAUCUUGUAGCCAAACUUAUCAGAGAUGAUAUCCCAAAGUACACCAAGUGCUCGUUCUACGUGAACUUUGCUAAAAUCCAGGUCUUUCACCGUAGCUGCUCGUUCAAUUUCUGGUAAGGAUUCUAACACCUCUCGCGAGUUUGAAGUCCACUUCAUUAAACGAAAGCCACCUUUCUGCAGAAGUUCGUAGAGAUUGCUUGCGAGAUUGAUACACGUUUCUUAAUUCAUCUUCAACCGAUUUCAGGCAAUCGUCAACGUAGAAGUUUCUUUCUAGAGUGUUUAUUGUCUCCGCGUCGAAAUUCUGUCGAUUAUCUUCAGCAGUUCUUUUCAGUGCAAAAUUGUUGCAGCUUGGAGAUGAGAUACCGCCAAAAAGAUGAACUGUCAUCUGGAAUUCUUCUGGAUUAAUAGAUGCGUCACCGUUCGGCCAUCACAGGAAACGUAGCACAUCGCAAUCUUCGAGUGGAGUUCGCACUUGGUGGAACAUGGCUUCAAUAUCGGCCAUGAAAGCCACAGGACUUUGUCGGAAUCUGGUCAAGACACCCGUCAACGAGUUCGUCAAAUCCGUCCCCUGUAAGAGCUCAUCAUUCAGAGAAGUACCUUCGAAUUUUGCAGAACAAUCAAACACCACUCUUGUCUUGCCUGACUUCUGUGGGUGAAACACUGGGUGGUGAGGUAGAUAUCAAACGUUGCCAUUUUUGUGAGUGAGUCGUUCUUCUGGUAUCUUUCUUGCGUAGCCUUUCUUCACGAGAUCGUCAAUAUAAUUGCUGCAAUUCUUCAGUAGUUGAGGAUCUUUGUCUAACCGUUUCUUUAGGAACUUCAGACGACGUUCUGCCAUUGCUCGGUUAUUUGGUAAUUUGGGGGUGGUCUUCUUCCAGGGUAAUGCGACUUCAUAAUGGCCAUCUUUCAACGUAAUGGAUUCGUUCAUUACUUGGAGUGCUCGUUGGUCCUCUCUCGAUAGCGUAGUUUUGUCUGUAUCUUGCGUUUCAGCGAUUUCCAUGUUGCAAAAUUCUUUGAACUGGUUUUCCAGACCGGGCAUCGGUUGCUUGCAAGUAAUUGGUGAUGCGUUCUGUUGAAGCAUUUCUUCCUAAUGGACCGUUAACUACCCAACCAAAUAUUUUUUCGCUGUGUAUGGACCACCGUCUUUACUCCUCCGUAUUUCAAUUGUUUCUAGAACUUCGGGUGCGUCGCAUCCGAUUAACAGUCCAAUUUCUCAACGACAUUUUCCUAAAUUGCUGGCAUUGCGAUAACCAAUGAUUGUUGUCACAUUCUGGACAUUUGGGUGACGAUUUCUUGGGGACAUGAGAAGAGGAUUUAUCUUGGUUAUCAAUAGCAAAAUUAUUCCUAAAGUUCCCAUCACGUCUUCGAUUACGGUUCGGUUCCUUUUGAUCAUCCUUCGUUUCGUAUGAUAGAUUUCCAAAUAUAGGAUGAGAUGAAGCUCGAGCCUUUGCUCCCACGAACACAGCUGUGUCAUUGUCGACCACGUCUCUCCAAUUAUUUCGCAUACCAUAAGGCAAACGUUCAAUUAUAUUUCUUAAGCUGUCUGGAUUAUCUAGCUUGCUUGAAUACCCAAUGGUUCUGAGCAUGUUCUUGCAGCUUGUCAAAAGGAUGGAAAAGCGUUGAAGAGCUGCAGCAUUUUCGGACUUUAUCAUUGGGCCGGUGGUCACGCGAUCAACGUAUGAUGCAGCGAUUUUGUAAUCCUGGCCAUAUCUUCGCUUCAACAGCUGGCGUGCUUCUGCAUAACCUUCUUCACCUUUCAUCCAUAAGCAACUUUUCAUCAACUCUUUCACGUCGCCCUGAGUGUACUGAAUAAGAUAAUACAGUCUAGCGCUAUUACUAUCUGUAUUCGCUUCGAUAAGAUUCUCGAACGCUCGUAUGAAUGUUUGGUAGUCGAUUGGAUCACCACUGAAGACGGGAACUUCAGGUUUCGGUAGCAUCAAAGCAUUAGCGCUUUGUUUUUGGGUUUGUAGAAAACGUUCAAAUUGAGCGUUGUCGUCAUCUCUUUGCUUUCGCGUGGCUUCGAGGUUUUUAUCAGGAACAACGUCCGCGUUUCUCUUUCUGACUUCGGCAGAACAGGUUUGAUCUGGUGAUGUAUCCACUGUUUCACAUUCAUUUACGUUCGGAGAUUCAACAACAUUUCGGGAUCGCUUUGUAUGCGAACAUCGUAUCUCUUUGCGACGAACCCAUUACAUACAUACAUACAUACAUAAAAAUUUGUUUAAACACGUUAGCCCUAACAUCUUUCGAUGAUUCCCAUAGGGGACGUGUAAGAUUAACACUAAUAUUAGUUUAUUAACUUUAUUACGCAAUCUCUUAUAAUUAUGCCAAUGCGAAUCAGAUUUCAGUUUUAUGGCCUUUUUCUUAUGGUAGUCUCUUCUGCUCAUAGCUGACCUUAUUUCCGCUGUCAUCCACGGAGUGGUGUAUUUCCCUGAUCUUAUAUGUCUAACAGGAGCAUGUUUAUCUAGUGUUCCGAUAAAUAGUUCCUUCCACUUAUUCCUAUUGGAUCGUUUGUUGUGAAAAUAGUUUGCCAAGGAAUAUUGGUUAGGUCGGAUAUAAAUUCUGUUUCAGAAAAGUGUUUAAAAUUACGAACUUUUUUAAUAGUUGGCCUACGUUUAAGUGGUUUGAAUUUGUGAACUGCGUAUAUUAGGCUGUGAUCUGAUAUAUCCACGUGAAUGACGCCAGCAUGAGAUAUUUUUUCAGGAACAUUUGUCAGAAUAAGGUCAAUUAUAGUAGCAGACGUUCUCGCAACCCUGGUUGGUUCUUCUAUUAACUGAGCCAUGUUAUAUAAUGUAUUUAUAGAUUGAAAUCUGAUUGUAUGCGCUUCUGGUGGGGAUUUAGCAACAUCACAGUUUAUAUCUCCUAAUAGAAUUAGUUCUUUGUUUUCAGCAUUCACGAUUAAGAAGAAAAAUAUCGUAUGCAUCAAAUAGAUCCGUACUUGAAUUAGGUGGUCUAUACCAUGUACUAACUAGAAAUGACCUGUUGAAAGGUUGAUUAAUUUCGAUACAGAUAAUUUCCAGUUUAUUUGGAACUAAGUCAUUUCUAACCAAAAUGGAGAGGUGUUCUUGAACAUAUAUUACAACACCACCUCUUUUUAUUUCUAUUUCUAUCUCUUCUAACUAUAGUUUAUAACCUGGUAUACUUACGUAAUGAAUCAAUUUUCGAUUCGUUAAUAGUAAAGAUGUGAAAGGAAUACUGUGAUAAAAUAUAACGAAUAUGUUCAAUAUUUUUUAAUAGACUAUUGAUAUUUAUUAUUUUCAGACCUUUUAGUUUUCCCAUGCAUUUGAAUUGGUAGCUUACAUAUUCAUCAUGCUGUAACUCGGGUGUUGGGGGGCUGAUAGAGCUAGAGAUGUUAAAAAGUUCCCCAGUUGUAACAGUUGGCUUGUCUGAAAAUCCUGACCAAUUACCAAACCUACUGUUUCCUUGCUUUGUUCUUGUUUGGGUGGUCGUUUUAUUGCCUUCUCGAAUAAAUUUAAUGAAAUUGACAGCUAAAUAGGCAGACCGUUCAAGGCAGUCCUAUCAAUACAAUGUUCUCAUUGUUUAUAAAACCAUUAAACACGUUUGGGCAAUUAGUGUAUUUGUUUUCCUUAUGUCUUCCCAGUUAAAGCUUUGAUGCACGUGUGGGUUCAGCAGAGUGCCGAGACAUUCAAAUUCUAACAAUACGUUAUUUCAAUAGUUUUCGGGUUUUUUGGGACACCCUGUACAAUAAUUCGGUAAUCCGUAUUAUAAAUGGACCAAAAUCGAACUAAUGUAAGCUCUUUGCGUAGCAAUAGGGUAGACUGAUUUCUUAAGGCUAGUUUCCACUCAGGAAAAUUAUCCGUGGAUUGGAACGGACAAGGAAGUUUUUCUUUGUCUUGUGAGCUCUGGGUUGGAACUAUAUAUUAAUGACUUUAACACAAAGAAAGCUUUAAAGCUACGGGGGUUUUUACUUGAGUAUAGCCCGAGGGUUUCGAACUUCGUCUUUGACGUAGAUAGAGAGUAGAUGAAUAGACGUAUAGAUUUCUUUAAUUCGAUGUAUCAAUAGUGUUCAAAGAUAGCAAUAAUCAAUCGACAAUCAAACGAGUUCGAACUAUAAAGAAAAAAUAGUGACUAAACUAAAUACCAUGCAAUAUAAUAAUUUCUUAUCAUUACUUAGUGGUGGAAAACGUACAAUUUUGAAUUGAUUUUGUUAAACAAGGACUAAGGAUGAAGCCUAAACUUAUAUUCCGUUUAUCUAUUUGUUAUUCUUCGCUGGUUUGUUUGUAUAAAUUUAGGAAAGGGGACUUUUCCUGGGGUGCCUCCUCCCCCCCCCCCCCAGCUUGUAUGUUAAAAAAGGCCAUGAACGAAUUUAUAACUUCAAGUAGAGCAGAAAUCAAUGAGUUCAUAAUCUGUUCAACAAGUGUUACUGACGUGUUGCGAAUAAGCUAUUGAGCUAAUUCGUAGAUCUUUCUUCAAAAUGUUAAAAAAACUCCGUCAUUUUGGUCUUGAAGUUGCGUGCUUUUGCGUUGUUUACUAUAGAAAUUUCUGUAAAUGAGCCAGCGACGCGUCUUUAAAGCGUCGUACCACCGUUUUGCCAUGCGCAAUGUAAAAAAGUACACGCGGAUUCGAAAAGCCUGGGCUCUUGCGAACAUUUUGAUUGGAAAAUUUUAUAUUUUGGCGCAAUUCAGACCCCGUCAUUUCGCGAUUGAAAAGGUUAGACAAUGAUCUCGACUUCAUUGUCUGUUAGGUUUUGGCUGCUGGUUUGGAAUCCACUUGGGAUUACUCUAUUUUAUAUAUUUGCGGUAUAUUUAUUCGACAACUUGGUUUGUUAAUGAGCAAAUACUUGAUGUGCUGCCUGGGCAUUGUACAAGGCAUUUUUAAUUGAUCUAGCUAUUUUACUUUAUUUAUAUUAUUAAGGCUUGGAUGUUUAUACUUUAUAUGUACAACGACUUUAUUAUGUGCAAUAUAGAUAGUUUAACGCCUUCUUAUUCAUUUUUGGGAUGUACAAUUUUGUAAAAGCCUUUCUCUGGUCGGCAUCGCUUCAAGACAGUCGCCAUAUGGCGUUCAGUAAUAUACUUACGCAAGUAAAAUGACACCAAGUGGCAACUGCGCUUGCGCAAACUCGUUUGAGCAAAUGUCGCUCGCAGUAGCUAGGCUUAUGUUUUGGCUAAGCCGUAAUUUUAGCCGCUGCUUUGAAGCAAGUGUUGAAUUUGCCAGUGUGUGCGGGCACCUCUAGCCUCCUCCGCAGGAAACUGUAGUUCUGCAACGUUAUUAAAAGAUUUAUCAGGAACGUAGAAAAUACAAGGAAAUAGUUCUGAAAUACAAUAUUAUAUUAAUAAACAAGAAGCGUAAAUUAAAAAGGCCUGGAGCGGAAAAAUAGGUACUCCAUUACUUCCUACAUUAUCCACAAGCCUCCCUAUUUUUCCGCUCCAGGCCUUUUUAAUUUACGCUUCUUGUUUAUUAAUAUAAUAUCGUAUUUCAGAACUAUUUCCUUGUAUUUUCUACGUUCCUGAUAAAUCUUUUAAUAACGUUGCAGAACUACACAGUUGCCUGCGGAGGAGGCUAGGGCACCUCUGUGGUGGUGGUGCGGGCAUGUUUUUUGUCGGAUUACUAGGUGUUUAUAUGUAAUUAAGAUUUCCUUUUUUGCGUCAUAUAAUUACUUGCCGUCUGGCAAGGCCUGGCAACACGUAAUAUGAAGAAAUUCGGUAAAUAUUCAGUUGUGCAUUGCAUUACACGCGUUUUGCUAAAACAGAAAUUAUUUAGCAAAAGCAGUGUUUGAGCGAAAACUGCAAAUUUCGAGCAUUUUUCGACGCACAACUUUUUUACGCACGACAAUGACGUCAAACGCGGAAAAACACCGAAUGUGAUACCCCCAAGGAAUUUAAGAAAUCUCUUUUUGAUUAAUUAAUUAUAAAACAGAUAUUGAAUGAACAAUCGUCCUCAUAUCAUUUUAAUCCAUAGUUUAUUUAGUAUCAAUUGAAACUAUAUUCUAGUUUAUUGUAGAUUUAAAGUGCCUACCGUGAACCUCCGACUAUAAGCCCUGGGCUUAUAUACUUUCGUAAGCGAUUUUUGAUGGGCUUAUACAAGGGGGGGGGGGUGGCUUAUAUACAGGUGGGCUUAUACAUGGACGAUCUCUUGUGUUAGUAAUAAACAAGUCAGACAUAAACAAGUCAGUCAUAAACAGGGAGUAAACGUGUAUUAAGCAGCGAUUACUGGGCUUAUAUUUAUUGGGGGACUUAUAUUCGGGGGGCUUAUAUUCGGGUGGGCUUAUAUUCGGGAGGGGGCUUAUAUUUGGAAUGAGGUGAGCGUUAGUACAUGUGGUGGGCUUAUACACGGGGGAGGGGCUUAUAUUCGGGGCUUAUAGUCGGAGUUAUAGAAACGAAACUCCGAAAAUAAACAUUUUAAUAUUCAAAUGUUUAUUUUCGGAGUUACCGUUGUUUUAUAUUUUAUUAAAAUACUCAGUGUUUCCCGUAAUUUUAUAGUCGGAGGUUUACGGUAUAUCAUGGUUUUGGAGUUUGCAUAUCUCGAAAGUUUAGAGUAUUUUAAGACACUUUAUUUAUUUUAAAAAGUUACCGGACAUGACGUCAAAAGGAGAAUUUCGUUGCAAUGAUACAAAGGAAAACUGAUUUGCAAUUCUCCUUUUGACGUCAUGUCCGGUAAUUUUAAGAGCUAAUAAAUCCAUCAAGAUGAAAUUUUUCAAUAACAAAAUAUAUUGCAAAGUGUCUUAAUUAAAAUACCCUAAACUUUCGAGAUAUGCAAACUCCAAAUCCAUGCUAAUAGGCACUUUAAUUUUCAUAUUUCUUACUAUAUGUAAAUAGCAGUUUUAAUAAUCAUCAGCGUAUAUAUCGUAUCACCACCUCAGGGUGAAAAGCAUUUCGAUUUUCGUACACAUAACAAUCAAAUUUCGAAAAAUCGUAAGUAUCCACCUUGUUUUCGGACACUUGGGUAUUAGAAAUUUCCGUCUAUUUUCGUAGGCUAUCAGGCCAAGGUGCAGGUUACCUAAUUUGUUCGCGUAUAUUGUGACGGAUUACUCAAAGUCGUUUGUAUAAUGGUAUUGCCUAUUGGCGUGAGAUUACUGUACAGUCUUAUGAUUGUCUGUUUUGACAUGGGUGUUAGCCCCCAAGAGUAACGUGUUUUUUUUUAAUAUUGGCGUGAUCAAGGGCAAAUGAUGGCGUAUCUCCGGCGUACUAAAAUUUACAUGGAAUGCAUCCUGCCAGGAUUCCUGGAUGGCCUGUACUAUACGACAGACUCUCCAGUCUGAAACAUUUGAUCAUGGCACCACAUGCACUUAAACCAGAGUAGAAAUUUGUUGCAUAUUAUUGCAGGGCGCGAUAAAUCAAGAUCAUAGCCAGAAAGCACGGACAUGAUUUAUUCUAUACUUCCUUCGUAAUUUGCAUAUCACGUUGAAAUAUGGCUUUUGCAGUAAACAGUUUAAUACAAAUUAUAUUACGCGAUACUGUAAAUCCCAAAAUCAGAGAAUAUAUGAUAGGUCGUUUGCAACUUGCCUAGUCGCUGGCUAUAAAUCAAAGACAUCAAAGUCUGUCGAAGUAUUUAGCGUAAUGUUGACUUGGUUUUACUAAUUUUAGUUAGUGACCAUUCUGCAUUUUCAUUAUUUGUACAGAGCUGGUUAGUUUGGAAGGUUAGUUUGUACGGAAUUUGUCUAUUUAACUCUAGUAUAUAAUAAUACCGCACUUGACAAACGAAAAUGCAGAAUAGGCAGUAACUUACACCAGGCAAACACUACACGAUAUAUUUCAACAGACCAUGUUCUGCAACCAGCAAUCGAGGCAAAUUGCAAACGACUACCAAUAUUCACUGCAAAAAUGGUUAAAAUGUUAAAGAAAUGAAGACAUUUAGAGACAACACAAGUGAGUUAUAAUAUUAAACAUGUUGUAGGUUUUACGAGUGAUUUGAAAGAGUUUUGGUGCAGUUUUGUGCGUUUAAAAUUAGAAAUACGAUAGGCGAAUUUACCUUUGACACUUUGUUAGUUUGCUUUGAGCUUUGUUUUCCCUGACGCUUUAUAAAAUUUGCUUUUGUUGGCGUUUUUGCCUGUUUACUAAUUGAGAAAUUUAAAAAAAAUUAAGAUUCUUUGCAAUUCUUUGAUAGUUUACUGUAGCUAUCCAUAUUUUUUUGUUUUUAUGUGCCAAAAAUUGCUUAGGCACUCAAGGGUUCAUAUCACAUUUUUCUUAAAAUUGAUUGGCUGUUUGAAUCCUAUGAGUAAAUAUGAUUGGUUGGUUGAAGUCAGCACUCAAAUGUGAUUGGUUGAAAGAAGGUACGAUUUCAGCACGAAUCGCACUGCUAAGAGUGCGAUUCGUGCUGAAAUUGCACUCCUGUGAACCAAUCAGAUUGCAGGAAACACCAUUGAUUUCAAAAUGAAUAUAAUGGCUGAAAUCGUGUUUUCAUGGGGGGGGGGGGGAAAUGAAAUAAAAUAUAUUAUAUUUAAAGAAAACAGUUACAAUCCUUAUGACAAUCCUCAUGUUAAUAUUUGGGGGGAAAUAUGAAAACUUAAUUUCUGCCAGGCAUAUUAGUUAUUUUAUGCAUAAUUAGCAAUUUACCUGGGGGUGGUGCAUGGUCAUUUUCUUGUAAAAUAUUAUACUUAGACAAAUUUUUCCUUCCCAUGACUACCUCUAAAAGCAACCCUUCUAAGCACUAUAGGCGCUUUAGAAUGAGAAAGGCUAUCGCUUUUCCUUUUCGGAAGUUAGAGCUAUGUCGACACUGCCGUUUCAGGGCGGGGUCAUUUUCAGGACUCUUGUCCCGGAUUCAGGUUUUGGCACAUAUACCAUGUUGACCGCCAUGGUCAUUUUACCCUAAAACAGUUGAGGUAAUCCGGGUAACACAGGUAAUCCUGUGCUAAAUGAAAUGUAUACCAACUCAUAUACAAGUCCUAGACUAUAAUAAAACUUAAUUAAAGCCCAAAUCCAAGCUCGAAUCCGAGCUCGGAUUCCGACCUCGAAUCCGAGCUCGAUUCCGAGCUCGAAUCCUUGGCUCGGUAUAUUGCCUUCACAACCGCAAAAAUGCGUUAUAUUUAUACCCGAUCUAAAAGGCUCAAGAUAGUCAGAUCAUGUUUCACUGUAAUCUUAUUAUGAUUGUCAACGCAUUGGUUUCCAACCGUGACAAGACGUCAUUGCCUAUUUUUUAUUUUUUUAUGCGAGAAAACUGGGAACAACCUAGUUUUAAUAACUCUAGGUUGUUUUCAGGCCUAUUGCGCACAAAAAACUAGGUUGUUUCUAGGCCCUUGGGCACUAAAAACUAAGUUGUUCUCAACCUUCCCAAACAGCCAAACUCCUCGGCCAUGAAAUAAACAUCUGCAUGCCUUACAUACUACCUCCUCCGCAGGCCUUUCAAUAAAAUAAAAUUGGUGGGAAACGAACGGAAAGGCCUGCGGACUAAUUUUCCAAAAUGGCGGGAGCCACAAACGUACCAAAUUAUAUUUAAUUAAUAUAUCAUUUUACCAGAACAAUAUUAUUAUUAUUAAAGUCUUUAACUACUUCUGAUAUAGACCGCUUUUCGUAUCCGCAAUGUACAUAAAAACAGUGAACACUGAACAAACAAGCAUAUAUAAUGAUUUAUAAAGAGAAGCAGAUAAAUAUCAGUUUAUAAUUUGCAUAUUACAAAUACGCAGCGCUUUUAUGUAACACGUCGUAUAUCAGGCAUGCGGCCGUUUAUCCAAGAAAUUUAUUCCGUUUAUAUUUGUCUUUUAUACAGUGUAACUAUUUAAAUGCGUGUGUAUAGGCUAUAAUCAAAACAUCCCAUUUGGCCAAAUGAUAGAUUGACAACGUCUAUUAUCACUGUCGCUUGUGCUUGUAAAACCCUCCAUUAUUUGAAUCUCCUCGUCGCUUUUAUCAGCCAUAACUGCCAAGAUGUAUUUAGAAAGUACUCGCAAAACGGGAUUGCUAAAGGUUGGCAGACGAUGUGCCAUAUUUUUGAAGAAAUUUGAUCCAACCGAGUAACCUAAGAGUGAUCUAACCCUCUUUUCCGCGUUUUACCCUCUUUUCCGUUUCCGCUUUUCCGGUUCCGCCGGUCCGUUCCGGACCGUUUCCGCGUUUUACCCCUACCCUUCAGCGGGCCUUACAGCUACGCAAGCCUUCGUCUCAAAUUUCAAAUUUCAACCUGCGAACGGGCAUACUCAUUAGCUGUGUGGCCUGCAUGCGGAGGAGGUACCCUUACAUACCUAUUUGUCUGGUUGUAAUAAUUUUAUAUGCAGAACACUUUUUGUCUUGUGUCUAAUAUAAGUAUGGUUUGAUCGUAAUUGUUAUUGUAAAGUUCUAUAGGGGAACAUCACUGCCACUGGUGCGAUAGAACUUCAUAGACGAUCAAGGACGUAGCGACCGGGGUGUGUGUGUGUGUGGGGGGUGACACCCCCUCCAACUAAGACGAUUUGAAAAUUUCAGGUAAAUCCAUGAAAAACUGGCAUUAAUAAAUCAGGUAAAAAAUCUUGAAAACCCAUAACGAAAACAGGCAAAUAAUAGAGGAUUGAAAUGCGGAAAAUAGAUGAGGUUGAAAUUUGAAAUUUAUUUGAUUUAGCACCACAUUACAUAAAGAUUACAACACAACAAAUAUACAAAAAAAUUAGAAAUUUAACAUGUUGGUGACAAGGAAGCCCAAAACGAAACCACAAGGCUUAUGUAAAUUUAGGCUCCCUUUAAAUGUACACCAUAUACAUAGAAACACAAUUAGGCCUAAUAAAUUAUGAAAUGCAGACGUGCUUCAGCUUGUAGACUAAUAUUUUACAUCAUAAUUAUUAAUAAAUUGAACAUAAAUACUGUUUUAGUCUUUUUUUUUAAAUAAAAUAGAGGACACAAUGUCAACCAGAUCAUGAGGAAGAGAAUUAAAAAAUUUUGGACCUUGAAAGCGCACCGAAAAUUGUCUGAUAUUUGUCCUACAUGAAGGUACAUGAUACUUGGAGGAGUUUCUUGUAUUAAAAGUGUGAGUUUGAUCAUUUUUUAAAAACAUGUUGUCAAAUCGUUCAGGUAAAAGAGAAGAUUUAUGAUGAAACAUGAAUUGACCAAGUUGUAGCAUACAAAUAUCAUUCAGUUUUAAUAAGCCAAGCUUCUUAAAUAUAGGGCUAGUAUGUGCAUCGAAUGCGCUUUUAUUCAGUAUUCUAAUUACACGUUUCUGCAGUAAUUCAAUGCGACGAAUAGUAGUAGGAUACGUUAGUCCCCAAACAAUAACACAAUAUUGUAGGUAAGGAUAAAUCAUCGAAUAGUACAAUAUACGUAGAGACUCUAGUGGCAGACAGAAACUAGCUUUAUAAAUUACACCAAUAGAUUUUGAUAUUUUGUUAGCAAUAUGGGAAAAAUGCGAUUUCCAACUCAGAUUUUCAUCCAGAAUAACUCCCAAAAACACAGUUUCCUUGACUUAUUAUUAAUAAAUAGUUGUAUAUCCAGACAGAAUUUUUUUUGUUUUUUUUUAAUUAAUUUUUUUUUUUUAAUUAAUUUUUUUUUUUUUUUAAUUUGCCCAUAUAAAGCUAAAUAUAUUUACAAUCUAUAUUUUUACAAACAUUAGGGGCUAGGAACCUUUAUGAAACCCUAUCAGGCUUUUAUUCAAAGGCCCCUAGUUUAACAAUAUUAAUUAUUAUAUAAAAAUAGUUAAAGCUUGUUCAAUCUUGUCAAAGACAAAGUAAGAGUAUUUACAAAUAUAGUGAUUUGAAUAUAAAUAUACACAAGAGUUUAUUAUGUGAGAUUACAAAUGAAAGCCGUUAGGUAUAUUCCAAGAAAAGGCUUUUCAACUUUUUCUUAAAAGUAGAAUAAAACAUAGUAUUGCUAGUUCCUUUAUCAAGAGAGUUCCAUAUUUUAACUCCCUUGUUAACAAUAGUAUGUUUUGCAUAAUUAGUUCUACUAUAAUUGACAUGCAAUUUGUUAGAAUUCCGAGUAUUGUAAUGAUGCACUUCAUUGUUUUGUAUGAAGUAGCCAUUAAAAAAUUCAGGUAGAUUUUGUAAAUGUUUAAAACGGUACAUAAAUAAACAACUUAAAUAGUCAUUAAUCUUAAAGAUAUUCAAGAUUUUCAAUUUUUGAAACAAUGGUUCAGUGUGUUCAAGAUAAGAUUUAAAGUUCAUCAAUCUGAUAAUUUUUUUCUGUAAAUUCAGUAUUUUUAGCAGCCUUGUUGGGUACGUGUUACCCCAUAUUAAAUUCCCAUAAGUAAGAUAUGGAUAAACUAAUGCAUAAUAAAAUACAUUUAAUGUAUUUUUGUUUGUAUAAUGUCGUAUUUUUGCAAUCAACGCCGAUGCUUUAAUAAUAUUUUUGACAACUGAGUUUAUAUGGUUUCCCCAUGUUAGUUCUUGAUCUAUUAUUACACCUAGAAAUUUGACAGCAGUAGCCUGAUGUAUAAUGUUAUUGUUAAGUUGAAUAUUAAUAUCAGUGUCACAUUUUUUAUUUUUUGAUUUAAAAAUGACGUACUUAGUUUUUUUAGUAUUUAUUGAUAAUUUAUUGGCGUUUAGCCAUUUAGUCACUUCAUUCAUUUCUUUUUGCAUAACAUGCAUUAAAGAUUUGAGGCAUUUGUCAGAGUAAAACGCAUUUGUGUCAUCGGCAUACAUAACAAAAGAAAUUAUUUCACUACAGUUCUCAAUGUCGUUAAUAUAUAACAGAAAAAGUAGAGGCCCAAGAAUCGAGCCUUGCGGAACUCCUGAAGAUAUUGUCAUCUUACUUGACUUAUGAUCACGAAACUUAAGAAUUUGCGUUCUUUCGUGUAAGUAGUUUUCAAACCAUUUUAAACAAUUUCCUCUUAUACCAUAAUGUUCUAGUUUUUUUAGAAGAAUUUUAUGGUUAACUGUGUCAAAAGCCUUAGAUAGAUCAAGGAAAAUGCCGAUUGUGUAUUUUCCUUCAUCUAUGGCCUUUGAGAUUUUGUCAGUCAAUUCAAUAAUAGCAUGUUCAGUGGAGCGAUUUUUCCUGAAACCAUACUGGUGUUUAGAUAAAAUGUUUUGUUUUUCAAUAUAUGAAAUCAGUCUUUUGUACAUCGAAAAACAUUUUGUCUAGGUUUAAAUACCAUAAAUUUCGUUUUUUCCGUAUUAAGCGACAAUUUAUUUGCUUGAAACCAAUCAGACAGUUUUUCCAAUUCAUUAUUCAAAGAAUCGAUUACAUAUUGCGGGUCUUUAUGUGAAAAAAAAAUGUUUGUGUCAUCAGCAAAUAAAAUUGUUUCAACUAAUUGUGACACAUUGCAAAUAUCAUUAAUAUAAAGUAAAAAGAAUAAAGGGCCAAGGAUAGAACCCUGAGGCACCCCACAGCAAACAGCACUAGGAGAUGAACGAUGUUCAUUAAAUUGACCAAAUUGGGUUCUAUUGGUAAAAUAACUUUUUAUCUAUUGCAAUGGCAAGCCGCGAAUUCCAUAAUGUUCCAACUUAUCAAAUAGAAUCUCAUGAUUGACAGUAUCAAAGGCUUUAGAUAAAUCCAGGAAAAUCCCCACAGAAGUUUCUUUUCUAUCAAUCGCGUCUGAAAUCUUGUCAUAUAAAUCUAUCAAAGCAAGUGAAGUUGAAUGAUUUUUGCGAAAUCCGAAUUGAUUAUCAUAUAAUAUCUUAAAUUUAUCGAGAUAUGCCAAUAAACAAUUAUACAUAGCCCUUUCGAGAAACUUUGAAAAACAUGGAAGUAUAGAUACUGGUCUAUAAUUUGAGAAUAUUGCACGAUCACCUGCUUUAAAUAAGGGAAUUACACAUGCAAUUUUCAUAUCAUCAGGGACAAUGCCACUAGCAAUGGAUAAGUUAAGUAUAUGAGAAAGUGGUUCUGCAAUGAUAUUAAUAAAAUGUUUAAUUAUUGACAUAGGAAGAACUGAACAGAACUGAACUUUCAACGAACCAAGUCGAACCAGUCUUUCUGAACUUUCAGACUGAACUUUCAACGAACCAAGUCGGCAGCGCGUCAGAUUUACAACUUCAAGGAAGCUGAUUUUGAAGGUCUCAAUAAUACGCUGAGUCGGAUAACAUUUGAUGUUAACACUACCAACGAUAUCGAUAAACUUUGGUCUUGCUGGAAAAAGUCGUUCCUUGACGCAGUAAAUAACCACAUCCCAACUAAAACAAUAAAGGAUACCAACUCUCUUCCUUGCGUAGAUAAAGAAGUUCGUCAUCUCAUUCGAAAGAAAUACUCAGCAUUAAAAAGAUACCGCCAAAACAAGUGUGAAACGAGAAAACAAAAGCUAAGAGGCUUAAGUGACGCCGUCAAGUCGCUAAUUAAAAAGAAGCAUAGGGAAUAUCUAAGUAGAUCGAAACAUCAUUUGCAACUAAUCCAAAACUUUUCUGGACUUACCACAAAGCAAUUUUGCAUAGCAGAUCAAAACAGACUUCUGACAUUGUCUUCAACGGUAUUACAGCAAAGUCUUCUGCAGGAAAAGCCGAGCUUCUGAAUUCUUACUUCUCCUCAGUAUUUACAACAUCCAGUACUGACAUCGGGGAUUGUGAUGGUGAGGCGUCUGAAACUGAGUCGGGAUUGGGUGAAUUAACAGUUGAUGUGGCUGAAGUGGAAAAUUACCUCAGAAAUUUAGACAUCACCAAAGCGAGUGGCCCUGACAAGAUACCAGCACGUCUACUAAAAGAAUGUGGUCGGCACAUUGCGCCUAGUAUCUGUGAAUUAUUUAACGUAUCCUUGCGUGUUGGACGACUUCCGGUAGAGUGGAAAUCAGCGAACGUGACACCAGUUCACAAGAAACAUCUGAAAGAACCAGCGGAGAACUACCGACCGAUAUCCCUUUUGCCUAUCAUUGCAAAACUAUUGGAACGUUGCGUAUGUAGGCGACUAUACGAACACGUAAUUAGCGCUAUCUCCUUAGGACAACACGGUUUCCUACGCAAUCGAUCAUGCACUACACAACUGCUGCAAGUUUUACAUAAGAUUGGAGAAAACCUUGACAGUAAUAUUCAAACAGACAUUGUCUACUUGGAUUUUGCCAAAGCUUUUGACUCUGUCGAUCACGGUUUAAUCUUGGCAAAACUCAGGCAAUUCGGUGUACAUUCGAACAUGCUAAAUUGGUUCACUAACUACUUAACUGGUCGGACCCAAAGAGUUGUCGUUGAUGGUGUUGCUUCAGGUUGGUCCUCAGUAACAUCUGGUGUACCACAAGGUAGCAUACUUGGUCCAAUGUUGUUUGUAUUAUUCAUCAAUGAUUUACCCGACAUCAUUCCCGAUAUAUCAGAAACUGCUUUGUACGCUGACGACACAAAAACAUUCAGGAAAAUUACUUGCGAAGAUGAUGCUCGCCAAUUACAACAAACCCUGACAAACCUAGCCACCUGGAGCAAUACCAACAAUAUGAGGUUCAACGAGUUAAAAUGUAAAGUGUUGACUGUGUCGCGAAAGAAACAACCUGUGGACUUCACAUACCGACUUGGGCUCAACCACUCUUACUCAUGUUGAAAAAGAGAAAGAUCUUGGGGUUACAAUGACUGGAAAGCUUUCAUGGGAUUCUCAUAUCCAUGAGAUCACAGCUAAAGCCAACAAGCUGCUCGGUCUAUUGAAGAGAACAUGCCCUUUCCUGACUGACGUCAGCGUCCGACGUACUUUGUACCUUUCGUUGGUAAAAUCCAAUCUAUGUUAUGCCUGUGAAGUUUGGUCCCCAUACAUCUGCUCACAGAAGACAAAGAUAGAGCGUGUGCAGAGACGAGCCACUAGAUGGAUAUUGAAAGCUAGAAAGGGUGAUUCCAGCUACAAUGAGCGUCUCGUUGAUCUGAACUUACUACCUUUGUGUUAUGAUAGAGAGAUAAAAGAUCUAAUGUUCUUCUACAAGGCUCUUUAUGGUAUUUCCGAUCUCAAUGUUCAUGACUAUGUCUCGUUUGUAACCCAUAACCACUCCCGUCUAUGUCGUAAUCCCAACCUGUUGCUCAAGACUCCAUUGUGUAAAACCACAACAUAUCAGAACUCAUAUUUCAACCGGAUCGUGAAAUUAUGGAACAGUGUUUGUAAAGUAGCUCCACCAAAUACAUUUUCUAGUGUCAAAACAUUUAAAUACUACCUCUUUAAUUAUUAUUCUAUGUUAGUAUCGACCGUAUUCGAU